Leptopilina heterotoma is the source of this 816-nucleotide messenger RNA. RefSeq names its product farnesol dehydrogenase-like. NCBI's taxonomy places the organism in Eukaryota, Metazoa, Arthropoda, Insecta, Hymenoptera, Figitidae. Bases 34 to 774 code for a protein of 246 amino acids. The transcript has 5 exons. The record is from RefSeq and is a predicted model, not a curated record.
UGAUAUUCAGUGCACUCUUAAUUCUUAAACAAGAUGGAUCGUUGGAAUAAUAAAUUUGCCAUUGUAACUGGAGCAAGUUCUGGAAUUGGUCUUGAAUUAGUAAAGGCAUUGGUGAAAAAUAAUGUAAAUGUUUUUGGAUUAGCGAGGAGAAUGGAAAAAAUGGAAAAAUUGAAAAUUAAUCUCAAAAAUGAGAGAGGUGAAUUUUAUCCAAUAAAAUGUGAUCUCAGUAAUGAGGGCGAUAUUCUCACAGCAUUUCGGUGGAUUGAGGAAAAUUUUAAAACGAUUGAUAUUCUCGUUAAUAAUGCUGGUAUCACUACAUCUGAAUUUCUCAUUGACAGUACAGCAGAAAAUUUGAAAAAUAUUUUAGAUGUCAAUUUAAUUGCCCCUAUUAUCUGUACCAGGGAAGCUGUGAGAAUAAUGAGGGCAAAUAACAUUGACGGACAUAUUAUUUAUAUCAAUAGUAUGUCAGGUCAUAGAGUUCCAUUUUGGAAUAAUACAACAUUUAAUAUUUAUAGUCCAAGUAAAUUUGCUCUUAAGCAAAUGAGUGAACUUACUGAAAUGAAAUUAAAAGAAGCGAAAAAUUGUACAAAAGUUACAACAAUUUUUCCGGGACUGGUAAAAACUGAAAUGCCACCUGAUGAUUUGUUUGGACAAACAUCUUUCAUUGAUCCUGAGGAUAUUUGCAAUGCCAUUAUUUAUGCUUUAAAAACUCCACCUCAUGUUCAGAUAAAAGAAUUAACAAUCACUCCACUUGCUGGUUACGAGCGAAAAUAAAAUAAAUAAUGAAAAAGGCGAAAUACGAUAAAAAUACGAAAA